This is a messenger RNA of Saccharomyces mikatae IFO 1815, 1536 nucleotides long. RefSeq names its product putative mitogen-activated protein kinase kinase MKK2 (gene MKK2). The transcript has a single exon. Gene Ontology annotation, molecular function: ATP binding; MAP kinase kinase activity. Gene Ontology annotation, biological process: cell integrity MAPK cascade; regulation of fungal-type cell wall organization; protein phosphorylation. Bases 1 to 1536 code for a protein of 511 amino acids. Lineage: Eukaryota; Fungi; Ascomycota; Saccharomycetes; Saccharomycetales; Saccharomycetaceae. The record is from RefSeq and is a predicted model, not a curated record.
AUGGCUUCGAUGUUCAAACCACCUGAAUCCAAUAGGAGUCACCAAAAGACUCCAAGAUUGACUCUUCCAGUGAACUUACUUCAAAACGUGAAACCCGCUAAUGAUGCUCAAGUUCUAAACCGUUCACCCUACUCGUCGGUGAAUGAAAGUCCAUGUUCAAACAAUAGUACUUCUGCUACCUCGGCUGAAUCAUCUAUGGCGUCAAAUUCAACGUUAUUGUACAAUAGAUCAUCCACGUGUACAAAAUCUACUUUAACAAUGAAAAACAGACCAGUACCACCUCCAUUACCACCGUUGGUACUGACACCAAAAAAAGAAGCUAAAGAAUAUAAAGUGGCUAAUGAUAUGUUGCUUUCUGAGAAGUUCUCAAAUUUGCAUAUUGACACCACCUACACGGAACCACCGUCUAGUGGUCAUUCCUCCGCUAAACUAAUCAAGAUAAACACCUCUUCAAUGAUGAAGGAUUACGGCGUAACAGAUGGCGAGGAAUCAUACCCAUCAACACUUCUUUCGGCGUAUGACCUAAGCAGUAGCGGAAGUAACACCACCCCUAUAAGUGCGACCAACAUGAGCUCUUGUUCCACCUUAAUACAAGGGAAGGAUGUAGAUCAAUUAGAAGAAGAAGCAUGGAAGUUUGGGCAUCUGAAAAAUGAGAUCACCACAUUAGGAAUAUUAGGGGAAGGUGCGGGUGGUUCCGUCGCUAAGUGUCGAUUAAAGAAGGGAAAGAAAAUUUUUGCAUUAAAGACAAUUAACACUAUGAAUACAGACCCAGAAUAUCAAAAGCAAAUUUUUAGAGAGUUACAAUUCAAUAAGAGUUUCAAAUCCAAUUAUAUCGUACAGUACUAUGGUAUGUUUACUGACGAACAGAGUUCUUCUAUAUACAUUGCCAUGGAAUAUAUGGGAGGAAGAUCACUUGAGGCAACUUAUAAAAACUUGCUAAGACGUGGUGGUAGAAUAAGUGAGAGGGUGAUAGGAAAGAUAGCGGAGUCAGUAUUAAGGGGCUUAUCGUACUUACAUGAAAGAAAAAUCAUUCAUAGGGAUAUUAAACCUCAAAAUAUCCUUCUUAAUGAAAAGGGAGAAGUAAAACUAUGCGAUUUUGGUGUCAGUGGAGAGGCUGUGAACUCUCUAGCAAUGACAUUCACUGGAACUUCAUUUUAUAUGGCCCCAGAACGAAUACAGGGCCAACCAUAUAGUGUGACGUGCGAUGUUUGGUCUUUGGGGCUAACCCUACUGGAAGUUGCUGGAGGGAAAUUUCCUUUUAAAUCUGAAAAAAUAACGCAAAAUGUGGCGCCCAUAGAAUUAUUGACCAUGAUUCUGACCUUUUCUCCUCACUUGAAAGAUGAACCUGAAUUAGAUAUAUGCUGGAGCAAAACUUUCAAAUCUUUUAUUGAAUAUUGUUUAAAGAAAGAUGCUUCAGAAAGGCCUUCUCCCAGGCAAAUGUUAAAGCAUCCGUGGAUUAUGGGGCAAAUGAAGAAGAAAGUUAAUAUGGAAAGAUUUGUGAGGAAAUGUUGGGAAAACGAAGAAGAGGAGAGGUAG